AUAAGUAGUUCUAUCUCGCCGGCCGGUGAACAAACCGGCUUGAUAAGCAUAAGCAUACAUUACCAUAACAGCUUUUAUAGCUGGCACUAGUUGGAAAACACAUUCCGAUAGCCACCGGCCCAGUGCACACGUAUCAAAAUGAAAUCGUUCGUCGAAUAUUCCCCGAGCACUGAUUUUCCUAUCGAAAAUCUCCCGUAUGGAGUCUUCACUUCACCUAACAAUAGCGAAAAACACAUUGGAGUAGCAAUUGGGGAGUUUAUUCUAGAUUUGAACGUGAUCUCUCAUCUGUUUGAUGGGCCCCUGCUGAAAUCUAAACAGAAUGUUUUUAAGGAAGAAAUGCUCAACGCGUUCAUGGGUCUCACUCGGCCGCACUGGUUGGAAGCGAGGGUCACGCUGCAGAAGCUCCUUGAUGCUUCCAAUCCCACUCUUCAAAAUAACACAGAACUGAGACAGAGGGCGUUCGUAAAGCAGAGCGAUGCACAAAUGCACGUGCCGGCUGACAUAGGAGACUACACGGAUUUCUACUCAUCGAUACACCAUGCCACCAACGUCGGCAUCAUGUUCAGAGGCAAAGAUAAUGCAUUGUUCGCCAAUUGGAAACACCUACCAGUUGGCUACCACGGUCGCAGCAGCUCAAUCGUAAUUUCUGGAACACCUAUCACAAGGCCUUAUGGACAGACCCUACCUGUGGAAGGUGCUGACCCCCACUUCGGACCCUGUCGCCUGAUGGACUUCGAGUUGGAGAUGGCAGCAUUCGUGGGUGGACCUCCCACUACCCUGGGAGAGAGGGUCACGGCUAAGGACGCUGAGGAUCGCAUCUUUGGACUCGUUCUUAUGAACGAUUGGAGUGCACGAGACAUCCAGAAAUGGGAAUACGUGCCCCUCGGUCCCUUCACAGCCAAGAACUUGGGCACCACCAUAUCACCUUGGGUGGUCACCAUAGAAGCUUUAAGACCAUACAUUGUGGACAACUUCCCACAAGACCCUACUCCCUUCCCAUACUUGAAACAUGACGAUAAAUUCAACUUCGAUAUCAAGCUAGAGGUGGAUCUGAAAUCUGAAAAGUCGCCAGUGGCCACCACAAUCAGCCGCUCUAACUUCAGCUACAUGUACUGGACGGUGAAGCAGCAGCUCGCGCAGCAGACCGUCACCGGCUGCAACCUGAGACCUGGAGACCUGCUCGGCUCCGGCACCAUCAGUGGAGAGGUGUCAGAUUCCUUUGGAAGCAUGUUAGAACUCUCGUGGAAAGGAACAAAGCCCCUCCGUCUGCUGUCCGGUGAAGAGAGGAAGUUCAUCCAGGAUGGAGACACGGUGACAAUCCGUGGUUUCUGCGUAGAUGAAAAUGGUGUCAGAAUAGGUUUCGGAAAAUGUGAAGGAAAACUUCUACCGGCUGUGCCUUUUGAUGGAUGAAUUCUUUCGAUAACUGCCUUUUUAACCAUAUUUUAUACGUAUCAAAUAAAUGACGAUCAAAUGUU
Messenger RNA from Helicoverpa armigera (cotton bollworm), 1475 nucleotides. It is a transcript of the gene Faa, whose product is annotated as fumarylacetoacetase. Lineage: Eukaryota; Metazoa; Arthropoda; Insecta; Lepidoptera; Noctuidae. Gene Ontology annotation, biological process: homogentisate catabolic process; L-phenylalanine catabolic process; L-tyrosine catabolic process. The coding region runs from base 139 to 1410 and encodes 423 amino acids. The record is from RefSeq and is a predicted model, not a curated record. The transcript is spliced from 9 exons. Gene Ontology annotation, molecular function: fumarylacetoacetase activity.